AAUCCUUUAAUCAGGUUAGCUAUCAGUCAAAGUGCAUAAGUAUUUCCUUGAAGUAUUCUACAGCAUAUUGUCAGAAUGCCUUCCUUUUUGUUGUUUGUGGUUUUAGCUUUAGCUGUGUUCUUAGUGGCCCAAGCAGUCACUGUGGACUGCGGCAAAAACUCUGUCUCUGUACGAUGGAUUAAUGUAAACUCUCAAGUGGAUCCAUCCCUCCUCCGCUUAGGUGACUGUCCUCCAACCCAACUUUCAGUAAAUCCUCAAGGGUCCGAGGCAGUGUUCUAUGCUGAAUUUUUGACCUGUAAUAUUAGGAGGCUGGUGACAACCAAUGAGAUUAUAUUUGAGACUGAGAUCACUUCUCCCACAUUGUCAAAAGCAACACCAAUUUAUUACCCUGUAGCCUGUGCAUAUGAAAGGGAAGAAGACUGGGCUCCUCCUUUGUACGAUCCUCUGCUGUUUCAUACACAUGGCCAGGGAGAUCUGGCAUUUCGUAUGGCUCUCAUGAAGGAUGACUUCAGUGGUGUGGCCACUACCACAACCUUCUCACUAGGCUCAAUGAUCCCAAUUGCUGCCUCAGUCGCCCAGCAGAACCAUCAGCCAUUAAUACUGCUGCUGGAUGAAUGUUUGGCUUCCACAACACCAGAAUUGGCUCCAGAUUCUCAUGUUUACCCACUCAUUACCAACAAGGGGUAUGUGUGUAGACAAGAUAUCGCUAUUGUUCAGAAAAGGCAGAAGGAGCGAGUCAUUGCAUUCUUAAGAAACAGGUCUGUGGAACUGGAACGAAAGGUGAAAGAAGUCCGUGAUCAGUGCUACAGGUGGCAAGUGUCUGAGCUGAAACAAGAGAAUGAAGAACUAAAGAAGCCGCUUUCUCAGAGGAGGACAUCUCCUGGGAGGUUUUCAAUUAAUGGAGGAACUCCAAGGAUGAUUCUUCCUGUAGCUGUCACAUCACCAGGUAGCAAGUUUCGUAGCUUGAGACAGAAACUUCAGCUCCUAGACUGA
This is a messenger RNA of Sinocyclocheilus rhinocerous, 993 nucleotides long. RefSeq names its product zona pellucida sperm-binding protein 3-like. The record is from RefSeq and is a predicted model, not a curated record. The transcript is spliced from 9 exons. Gene Ontology annotation, molecular function: acrosin binding. Lineage: Eukaryota; Metazoa; Chordata; Actinopteri; Cypriniformes; Cyprinidae. Gene Ontology annotation, biological process: egg coat formation; positive regulation of acrosome reaction; binding of sperm to zona pellucida. Gene Ontology annotation, cellular component: extracellular matrix. The coding region runs from base 76 to 993 and encodes 305 amino acids.